AUGGAGGUACGCGCUUCUGUCUUCGAUUUUCUUUCUUUUUUGUGUCACUCUUCUGCGAAUUUACACUUUCACUGUUGUUACUGCUUGUUUGCAUGUCAUUGA
Messenger RNA from Hydatigera taeniaeformis, 102 nucleotides. Lineage: Eukaryota; Metazoa; Platyhelminthes; Cestoda; Cyclophyllidea; Taeniidae. The record is from the annotation of a GenBank genome assembly.